This is a messenger RNA of Acinonyx jubatus (cheetah), 1929 nucleotides long. It is a transcript of the gene SLC25A47, whose product is annotated as solute carrier family 25 member 47. The transcript is spliced from 7 exons. The record is from RefSeq and is a predicted model, not a curated record. Gene Ontology annotation, molecular function: transmembrane transporter activity. Gene Ontology annotation, cellular component: mitochondrion. Bases 417 to 1337 code for a protein of 306 amino acids. NCBI's taxonomy places the organism in Eukaryota, Metazoa, Chordata, Mammalia, Carnivora, Felidae. Gene Ontology annotation, biological process: transmembrane transport.
CGCGGGCCGGGGGUGCGGGAACCGGGGAGGGAGAUGCGCCCGAGGCCUCGCGCGAGCGGGGCGCACCGGGCGGCGGGACGUCCUCCUGGCGGUCCCCCACUUGGCCAAGCCACGGUGCUGCCCCGGCGCCCCAGACCUCUCGUCUGGACGAGCCCCGAAGGACUCGAACGCCACCUGCCCUCGCGGACGGCGUGCUAGACGCCCUCCCGGCCUGUUGUCUGGGCACGUCCCCGAGAGCCCCGUGAGACGAGAGCAUCGUUACCCCCGUGUUUCAGGCGAGGAAAGCCCGGCGCCCUUAGGUAUUUAAGGUCCGCGAGGAGCCGGCCCAGUUGCUCUUGGGGCCACCCCAGUGGUGGUGCGGACCGCUGGCAGGCAGACAGACCCCAGGACCUCCCCCCCACACCACCACACUGUCCAUGGAUUUUGUCGCUGGAGCCAUCGGAGGAGUCUGCGGUGUUGCUGUGGGCUACCCCCUGGACACGGUGAAGGUCAAGAUCCAGACAGAGCCCAAGUACAGGGGCAUCUGGCACUGCGUCUGGGACACGUAUCGCCGAGAGCGGGUGUGGGGCUUCUACAGAGGCCUCUCGCUGCCCGUGUGCACCGUGUCCCUGGUCUCGUCCGUGUCUUUCGGCACCUACCGCCAUUGCCUGGCACACAUCUGCCGAUUUCGGUAUGGCAGCACGGACAUCAAGCCCGCCAAGACUGACAUCACGCUCUCGGGAUUUGCCUCUGGCUUGGUCCGCGUGUUCCUGACCUCGCCCACCGAGGUGGCCAAGGUCCGCCUGCAGACGCAGACGCAGCAGCGGCGCCCCUCGGCCUCGUGGCCCUCGGCCGUGCCCCCCGCGUGUCCUGCGCCCCCUGCGAGUUCGGGGCCUGGGCCCAAGUACCGAGGACCUCUGCACUGCCUGGCCACGGUGGCCCGUGAGGAGGGGCUGCGGGGCCUCUACAAGGGCAGCUCGGCCCUGCUCUUCCGGGACGGCCACUCCUUCGCCACCUACUUCCUGUCCUACACCAUCCUCUGCGAGCAGCUCACCCCCACGGGCCGCAGCCAGCCAGAUGUGCUGGGCGUGCUGGUGGCCGGGGGCUGUGCCGGGGUCCUGGCCUGGGCCGUGGCCACACCCAUGGACGUGAUCAAGUCGCGCCUGCAGGCGGACGGCCAGGGCCAGCGGCGCUACCGGGGCCUCCUGCACUGCGUGGUGAGCAGCGUUCGGGAGGAGGGGCCGCGGGUCCUCUUCAAGGGGCUGACGCUCAACUGCUGUCGUGCCUUCCCCGUCAACAUGGUGGUCUUUGUCACCUACGAAGCCGUGCUGGGGCUCACCCGCGGCCUGUCCACCUAGUUAGUCCCCGCGCCCCAGGGCUGGCCCGCCGGCGGCUUGCAGACGUCUCGUAGCUGGAGGUGGCGGAGGAGAGUGUGGGGGUCUGGGCCCCGUUGAGCCACCACCCGGUGGCCGGAGUCAGCCGUGCCUGGGGCUUUGCUCACCCAGCUACGGACCACGAGGAGGUUCAGGGGCCCCUCUGCCAUCAGCCUGGGGCUGGCUUGAGGGUCUCGUGAGCCAGGGAGGAGUGAGACUCUUGGAGGAGGACAUCUGUCACGCGCGGUCGUUUGAACGUUUGGUCAGUUGGUCGUUCCAGCUUCCCCGGGGCCUCUCCCUGCCGCCCGUGUCUUCGGAGCACCCAUGCACCUCCGUCCACACACCCAGUGUCCGCUGGCCACCGUCCCCGCCAGGCCCCCGCUCAGCUCUCCUCUGUUUGGUGAGCGCCUGUGCACCCGCCCGCUUGCUCCCCUGCGCCAGGCUGCGCAGAGAGGGCACUGCCCGGACGGCCAUGACCAGCUUGGUGCCAGACCCGCUCACACACCCUUGCUCUGCUGGGAGAUCCCCGAGACUCUGCGGGGAGCCGUUGACAAUAAAACGUUUUUGUUUGAAUGUG